Molecule: messenger RNA, 5783 nt
Organism: Mustela lutreola (European mink)
Lineage: Eukaryota; Metazoa; Chordata; Mammalia; Carnivora; Mustelidae
Gene: HOOK1
Product: hook microtubule tethering protein 1
Exons: 23
Coding region: 243-2429 (728 amino acids)
Biological process (GO): cytoskeleton-dependent intracellular transport; cytoplasmic microtubule organization
Cellular component (GO): centrosome; cytoplasm
Molecular function (GO): microtubule binding; dynein light intermediate chain binding
Source: RefSeq, a predicted model, not a curated record
ACAUUGAUUGGUCAAAGCCAAGAGGGUGCGUCCAAUCAGCAAUCCCUCCUGCGCAACCUAUCCCCGCUCUUCCCGCCCCCUCCCGCCCCGCACGCCCCUCUCGGGCACCUACUUUCUUUGUGACUGGUGCGCGCUCUGGUCACUCAGUACGGCGGGGAGAGGUCGUCGACGCCGGCUCCUGGCGGAGCGCGGGGAGGAGGGAGGUGUCGGUGUCAGCGGCGUCGGAGACGGCGGCCCAGACCAUGGAAGAGACGCAGCCGCUUUCGCAGUCGGAGCUGCCGCUGUGCGACAGCCUUAUCAUCUGGCUGCAGACAUUCAAUACUGCUGCACCUUGUCAAGAUGUCAAACAGCUGACUAAUGGAGUUGCCAUGGCACAAGUUCUUCAUCAAAUUGAUGUAGCUUGGUUCAAUGAAUCUUGGUUAAGCCGAAUUAAAGAGGAUAUUGGUGACAACUGGAGAAUAAAGGCUAGUAAUUUAAAGAAGGUACUUCAAGGAAUUAUGAGUUAUUACAGUGAGUUUUUGGGGCAGCAGAUUUCUGAAGAACUUAUCCCUGAUUUAAACCAAAUAACUGAAUGUUCGGAUUCUGUGGAGCUUGGGAGAUUGCUCCAGCUUAUUUUAGGUUGUGCAGUCAAUUGUGAAAAGAAGCAAGAACAUAUUCAAAAUAUAAUGACACUGGAAGAAUCUGUUCAACAUGUGGUCAUGACUGCUAUUCAAGAGUUGAUGAGUAAAGAAAUAUUGAGCUCUCCUACAAAUGAUGCUGUUGGAGAAUUAGAGCAACAGCUUAAAAGGGCAUUGGAAGAACUUCAAGAAGCACUAGCAGAAAAAGAAGAACUGAGGCAAAGAUGCCAAGAACUAGAUAUGCAGGUGACUGCACUUCAAGAUGAAAAGAAUUCAUUAGUUUCUGAAAAUGAGAUGAUGAAUGAAAAACUUGAUCAGUUGGAUGGCUCUUUUGAUGAUCCAAAUACAAUGGUUGCAAAAAAGUAUUUUCAUGCACAGUUACAGCUAGAACAAUUACAGGAAGAAAACUUCAGGCUUGAAGCUGCAAAGGAUGAUUACCGUGUUCAUUGUGAAGAACUUGAAAAGCAACUAAUUGAAUUUCAGCAUAGGAAUGAUGAACUGACUAGUCUUGCUGAAGAAACAAGAGCCCUGAAGGAUGAAAUAGAUGUUCUUAGGGCCACCUCUGAUAAAGCAAAUAAACUAGAGUCAACAGUCGAGAUAUAUCGUCAGAAACUACAAGAUUUGAAUGACCUUCGCAAGCAGGUGAAAACUUUACAAGAAACAAACAUGAUGUAUAUGCAUAAUACAGUCAGCUUAGAAGAAGAAUUGAAGAAGGCAAAUGCAGCACGUACACAGUUAGAAACAUACAAGAGGCAGGUCCAAGAUCUUCACAAUAAACUUUCCUCUGAAUCCAAAAGGGCAGAUACACUAGCAUUUGAAAUGAAGCGGCUUGAAGAAAAACAUGAAGCUUUACUUAAGGAAAAAGAGAGACUAAUAGAGCAACGUGAUACUCUGAAAGAAACGAAUGAAGAACUUCGAUGUUCACAAGUACAACAAGAUCAUCUAAACCAAACAGAUGCAUCUGCUACAAAAAGUUAUGAGAAUCUUGCUGCUGAGAUUAUGCCAGUGGAAUAUAGGGAAGUGUUUAUUCGACUGCAACAUGAAAAUAAGAUGCUCCGCUUACAACAGGAAGGUAGCGAGAACGAGCGUAUUGAGGAACUUGAGGAACAGCUGGAGCAGAAGCACCGCAAGAUGAACGAACUGGAAACCGAGCAAAGGCUGAGCAGAGAGCGUAUCCGGGAAUUGCAGCAGCAGAUUGAGGACCUCCAGAAGUCUUUACAGGAGCAAGGCUCCAAGGCUGAAGGAGAAAGUUCCAGCAAACUAAAGCAGAAGUUGGAAGCUCAUAUGGAAAAACUAACUGAGGUCCAGGAAGAAUUACAGAAGAAACAGGAACUCAUUGAAGAUCUUCAGCCAGAUGUAAACCAGAACGCACAAAAGAUCAGUGAACUUGAAGUUGCUCUUCAGAAGAAAGAUGAAGAUAUGAAAGCGAUGGAGGAGAGAUAUAAAAUGUACUUGGAGAAAGCUAGAAAUGUAAUAAAAACUUUAGAUCCCAAAUUAAAUCCAGCAUCCGCUGAAAUAAUGCUACUUAGAAAGCAGUUGGCAGAGAAAGAGAGAAGAAUUGAGAUUCUAGAGAGUGAAUGUAAAGUAGCGAAAUUCCGUGAUUAUGAAGAAAAACUCAUUGUUUCUGCCUGGUACAAUAAGAGUCUAGCAUUCCAGAAACUGGGGAUGGAAUCUAGACUCGUGAGCAGCAGUGGUGCCUGCAAGGACCCUGGGGCGUGUGCUCCCGCACGGUCGUUCCUGGCACAGCAGCGGCACAUCACCAACACCAGAAGAAACCUCUCUGUCAAAGUUCCUGCUACCACACCCGAUUAAACUACAACAGAAAACAUAAACAGAAGUGCCCUUAAAAUAGUUUGUAUCCUUCAGUUAACUUCCAGGUUGAUAAAGAAACUUAUGGUGGUGGAUAUCAGCUAUUUAAAAAUCAGUAUGCAUAAAAUGAAUUUCGCCAGCUGACUUUGGAAACAAAAUACAGAAUUAGCUGUUUCUCUAAGGGAGCACACUUGAGUAAUUGGAAGAGGUAAUUAGGCACACAUCUCAAACAGUUGUCUUCUGAGAGUGUUGUAAGUUCAUAUUGACUUGGUAUAUUUUAGUUUAAUGUCUUCAGUUUUACCAGUAACUUGGUUAAUUUACAAUGUGUAAUCAGUAGUAAGUAAUUUAAAAACAUAUCUAUUAUUCAUUUUAUUGUUUUGGUUAUAAAAAUAGUCUUGAGGUAGGUACAUGGAGAACUAUACAAGUUAUAUUUUUUGACUAUAUAUAUAUAUAUAUAUAUAUAUAUAUAUAUAUAUAUAUAAAAGGUUUUACCUCUAUCCUCAAAUCUGUCAUCAGGUGGGUCUAUUUUAUCAUGUAAUGGAAGAUUGGACUAUUGCAGUGACUUCUGCCAUAGUAAAAGGGACUAGUUGGAGAUUCUGCAGAUCCAGGAGACUUCACAGUUCUUCUGUGUCCCUGCUGUAAACGAGGGCUUCUGUACAGCAUGGUUGACAUGCUCAUGGUGUGGAAUGAACGGACUUUUACAAAAGGUGAUUUUUCUGGUGGGAAGCAAGGCAAAAAGUAUAAUUUGUGUGAAACAUUAUAUCUGUUUUUAGUAUGAUUAUAAUUAUUGCUUUUAAGCACAAGAUUAUCAGGGCUUUUGUUGAAAAACAUACUAUAAUAGUUUUUUCCAUGUACUGCAAGGAGGUAGUACAGUGAGGAAACAGUCUGGAAUCUGUCUUACUUCUGUUUAUGAAUUUAAGGAACCUGUCUGGGACUCAGUUCUUGGUAUUCAGUGCACUUCUGUCCAAAGCUCAUCUUUUCACAGGUGUUGUUUUCUAAUUUGGGGGGCCAUUUUUAAGAGUCACACUUCAGAACUUUAGUUGAGUUAAAUCUGUGCUCUCCAGUAUCGUAGCCACAAGCCACGUGUGGCAAUUUCAAUAAAACUAAUUAAAAUGAAAAAUUCAGUUCCUUGGUCAUCAACCACAUUUCCAGAUGCUCAGCAGCCACGUAUGGCUGGUGGCUACUAUAUUGGAAAGUGCAGAUAUAAAAAUGUCCAUUGUUGCAAAAAGUUCUGUUGGACGGUGCUCUACUAAACCUUUUUAUAGUAACUUUGAAAUACUCUUUGAUAUUUGACGACAAAAGAAGAAAAAUGUCAGAGCUAUUUCAGAUAUGAAACGGAUCUGAAUUGUGACAUAACAAGCAGUUUGCAUUCCUUAGAGUUGAAUAGUUUAUGUUGUGACGUUCACUGUUAACCUUUCCAGCCGUUUGACAACUGCAUACCUAUCCGCGGAUGUCUGAGCCAUGUGAUCGGGCCCAAGUACUGGCCUCUGCUCUAGGUGUAGAGCAGCAACCAUAAAAAUAUAUAUAUAAGCAAAAUGGAUAUUUUUGUGUUUCAAUACAGUUUUAUUUACAAAAACUGGACAUAGGACAGAUUUGGCCUGCAGUAGACCCUGUUCUGGAUUUUAUUGUCAGCGUAUAUGAGUAUUGUUCCAUUUACAGUAUUACUCAUUUAAAUACUUGGUUUCUAGAUUUUCUACCGGGCAUUUUUUUCUAAUCACUGACGAUACAUGAAUUACCUACUGCAGUUAGGUCUCUUAAGACUAGGAAGCAGCUCCCGGGAUGUGUUGUCUCAUCAGGGUUACUUCUGUUGACUACCUCUUAGAUUUUGAUGUUUUUUUUAUUGGUGCAAUUUUUGUGUUGGUUUGCAUUUUUGUAUAUUCUUAGAGUCUGCUUGCCUGCAACUUUUAGUGAAACGAAAUAGCCCUUUGAAAAUAUUUUAGCAUGCUAUUAAAAUUUUCCAGAUAUUAUGGCAUUUUGGUAUAUUUGGUCAAUGUAAAACAUCUGCUCCUUUGGUGUUUACUACUUGCUUUGUAGUAGUUACUUUACUACUUGAGAUUUUACAAGCUCUUCAAGCUCCCUUUUAUUGGAAUUUAUUGUAAAACAUCAAUUUCAAUAAAUUAGUAUUUUCACAGUCAAUUACUCUUAGAUUUUCAAUUAUUAUAUUUGGAAUUUCUAAAUAAUUCAGGCAAUUUCUGAAUUAGGACAGAAGGCUAGAUUCUUUUUUUUUAAUAGAGAAAAAGUUUUGUGAUUUACCACUUUUCUAGUUGAUAAGUAGAAUUUAAGAGGCUCAAUAUAGAGGUAUUUAUACAAGAGUAAUGUAAAGUUCUGUAUUAUUGUGAUUAACCAUAUGGAAAUUCAGGAACUGAUCAGAAGUGAGAUUCUUUUCCACAUCUGGUUAAUAUAGUGAGAUUGACACCCUGUGGGUGGUGCAGCAUUAUAAAUACUCAUCACGAACCAUGAUUUAUACAUGACUGUGUUGUGAGGCUUGAGUGCAUAUGCCAGAGAGGAGAAAUCCAGCAUUUCUCUGUCUGAUAAGGAAUUGAAUGUCUCAGUGAUAAAAGAUUAAACCACAGACCAAUUUGGAAAUGAUCCGUAAUUUUGAGCAUUGCUCUGAGAUUAAUAUUCCUCUUUUUAAAAUAAAAAGUGUGUAUAUGUAUGACAGUGAUCAGUUAAUAUAUUGAGAAAUAUUUGAAGUUCAUUCUAUUUUUUCAAUGAGUAAGGCUAUUGAACUGAUGAUUUAAUAUAGAUUAAGAAUUAAUGUCUUAUCUAGAAACACUAAACUGAGUAUCCUUCAUUAAAAUGUCAUCACCUUUGGUAACUGGAUUGCUAAUUUGAGCGCUAGAUAAUGCUUCUACAUCUACACCUCUUUCUGUAUUUUGGCACAUUUGGCUCUGUGGGGUGGCUUUUAGGUUACAGUACUGUGUUAGGUUCUCCGUAUGCAUAUUUAAUGCAAAACAUUCCUAUGUAAAAAUGUGUGUGUAUGGUUAUAUGCAUACAUUCCUAUUGUGAACCUGUAUAUCGCAAAGUUGUUUGGAAAUUUGUAAAGCACAACCAUUAAAGAAAAUAGCGUGCAGUUAUUAAACUUGAUGUAGCUUCAAUGUUAUGUUUAGUUUAUAAAAGGUUCUUUCUAUUUUCUAUGGCAAAGACUUUGACACUUGAAAAAUAGAAGCAAUACUUGAUUUAUUUUUGUAAGUAUUUAGGGUAUUAUUUUAAAUGAUUGUCCAAUAACAGUAUAAUAGUUGUGAAAGGUUUUAAAUAAAUUUCCUGAUUUCUGUGUCUGACAGUUACAGUGGAUUUUUUAGCGGGUACAAGUGCACUGUUUAUUUGCUGCUUUAAAUAAAGGACUUCAAAUAUUUA